UGUAAAUUGAUUGAAGGAAUUGGGAUAAAUCAUAUUUUUUCAUCAAAAAUAUAAAACAAAUAGAAAAAUCAAAAGCAUGAUGAGUAUUUAUGGAAUUUUAAAUACACAGUUAUACUAUAUGUAUACAUAGACGAAAAAAGAUACGACAUAACCUAUAUCACCAGUUGUGUUUUCAUACAUUGCACAAGGUGACCAAUGUCAAAACAAUUUUCAAGCUUGAUACAUAAUGAACAAAAACAAUGUUUUAGAUAAGAUUGGAUAUACAGUGAAAAGAUAUUCAAUAUCUUACAAAUAUGAUUCUAACAAUCUAACAAAAAUGUUACAUGAUAUUUGUAACUGGAAUCACCUCAAUAAAGUAGCAAUAGAGUAUCAUGGCUUACAACAAGUCAUUUACAUAAGUUAUCAAGAUGUUCUUACUACAAGGAAUAUUAUUUCUGAUUAUUUGAAAUGCAUAAAGCAUUUUGAGUUCAUUGGGAUAAAUUUUGAUAUUCCUGAAUAUUGUAUAGUAUCUUUGAUACUUGGGAUUUUAACCAGUGAGCAUGGUUUUCUGAAUGUACCUUCGGAUGUAAUAGAAUUUACAACUUUAAAAAAUUUGUUACGCGUACAGUAUUUAUUUUCUAAACAAAUAACUACUGAUGGAAGUAUUUUGCAUCAAUUUAUUAUUCACAAUGAAUGUAUUUAUCUUAUAAGAUUGAAACAUGUUCAAGAACAAACUGCAAAAUAUUCAGAAAAGAACCAUUAUGCUUAUGCAAUUUGUACUUCUGGUUCCACUGGAAUAUCAAAAGUGAUUAAAGUGCCACAUUCCUGUAUAGUUCCUAAUAUUUUAGAUUUGACUAAGAUAUUAGCAAUUACGGAAUCUGAUAAAAUAGCUCAGUUUACAAAUUUUACAUUUGAUCCUAGUAUUGUAGAAAUCUUUCUUGCUCUCUCAAAUGCUGGGACAUUGUUUAUGGUUUCAAAGUUAUUAAAAAAUAAUCCAAAUAGACUUAUAAGAGAAGCAUAUUCUAGUCAAAUUACUGUACUGCAAAUAACACCAUCAGUGUUUUUACACAGUUGGACAGCUGAAUGUUUGAAAACUACUAUCUUAAGUAACGAUACUUCAUUAAAAGCUCUUGUUUUUGGUGGAGAACCUUUUCCUAAAACAGAGUUAUUCCUAGAAACAAAACAUCCUUGUAACACUACUAAAAUUUACAAUAUCUAUGGUAUUACUGAAGUGUCAUGUUGGGCUAGUAUAAAUGAAAUUUUAGUAACAAAUGCCGAGUAUGAUACAAGGUGCUUGGGACAAGUAUUAUCUCAAACUAUGUUCCGUGUAAAAAAUGAAAUGGGAGAAGUAUUAACAGAGGGUACAGGUUCUCUCUAUAUAGGAAGUAAUACAAGAGUAUGUACAAUAAAUGAAGAAAACAUUGAAGAGCUAGAAUCACCGGUAUUUCGAGAUUCUGGUGAUGUAGUUAAUAUUGAUAAAGAAAGUAAUAUAUUUUAUAAAGGGAGAAGAAAUAGUAUCAUAAAAAGAUUUGGUAACAAAGUGGACUUAGUUAAACUUGAAGAAUUGAUGUUACAAUUACAUUUUAUUAAAAGUUGUUACGUCAUAUGGGAUGAAAGUUACCAUAGAUUACAUGUGUGUCUAGUCCUGAAGGAAGAAAUAAGAAAUUAUUUUGAUAUAAAUACUGCUGCGAUGGAACAUUUACAGAAAUUAGAUUCUUUGUAUAAACCAGAUAAAAUUCACGUGUUCGAACAUGUUGAAUAUACUUCUAGUGGAAAAAUUUCUAUGGAAUUUUUAAAACAACGUUGCCUCCAAGACCAAACAAUAGAUCUAAUCCAAGAUAAUAUUGAUUCUCAAAAAAUCGAAGAUAUGUUUAAAUCUAUUUGGCAAAAUAACUUAAAACGUGAAGAUGGUGGUUUUGUAAAAUUGGGAGGUACAUCUAUCACAGCGUUGCAGAUGUCAAGUACUAUGUCUAAAGUAUUCAACGUGGAAUUUCCUGAAUUGAUAGGCAUGCUUUUAAGGGAUGCAACCAUUUAUGAAUGUCUUGCAUAUAUAAAAAUUACAAUGUUAAACAGUCAUAAAAACAAAAUAACUGUCAAUACUACAUGCUAUUCUCAUGAUAAUGAAAUGAUACCUUUGAUAAAACGUGUUGGUACAAAUGAUUCCAUACCAAAACAAUUGAACGUUGAACAGUCAGAUUUUAACUUACCAAACGUAACAGAUCACUUGUCUACAUGUCAGUGGUAUAAAUGUAGAGGUCAAACAUAUAAAAAUCUACCAAUCACAAACGAAAAAUCUCAGAUAAAGUGUGAUAAAGUUUCAAAAAUUGAAAUCUUAGAAGCGUAUAAUUUACUCAAAUGCGUAGACGCAUCACCAACUCUAUUUCAAUGCAUAGACGGAAAAAAAUAUGCAGUAGGUGGUUCUCACUCUGGUUUUAUUGUUACAAUUGAAUUGGAUAAUCAGAGUUGCGUAUCUGCAUUUAAAAUAAAAUUACCUGACAGGAUUGAAGCUUCAGUUUUAGUUUUUGAUAAUUUUAAAGGGGUCGUAGGAUGUUAUGAUAGUAAUGUAUACUGCCUGCAUUUAAAAACAGGAGAAAUUAUAUGGAAAUAUCAAACAGGAGAUAUUGUAAAAUGUACCGCGAUAUAUUGUAAAGAGCAAGAAGUGAUAUUUAUCGGCUCCUACGAUUGUUACGUGUAUUGUUUAUCCGCAAAAGACGGAAGUGAAAUUUGGAAAAUAAAAGGCAGCAAUGGAAGUAUUAGUGCGUCGGGUUGUUUGCAUUCACCAUCAGGUUCAGUAUUAUUUGGAACUUUGGACGGAUUUUGUUUGGCGUUGCAACAAAAAUCAGGAGAAAUUACAUGGAGACAUAAAUUAACAGAUCCCGUUUUUGUUGCGCCUGUAACACUGAACAGUGGACUUGUCUUGUUUUGUUCUGUAACAGGAAUAUUAUCUUGUUUUAAUAUUCAAGCAAAUGUUAAGGUGUGGGAAUAUAAAAUUAAUGGUAAUGUAUUUUCAUACAUUGUAAAGCAAAACGAUGACACAUUUACAGAUUAUGAAAACAUCAUUAUAGCUAGUCAAAACAAGAAUGUGUAUUGUCUACAGUUAAAAAAUUCAAGUUUUCAGACUGAACCUACGUUAAAACAUACGUUAAAUUUUCACUCGCCAAUCUUUGCUACUCCCUGGUGCGAGGAUAACUUUUUACUUGUAGCAUGUACAGACGGUACUUUAAAUAUUUAUAAUUUUGCAACAAACAGACUGAUAAAAAGUGAAAAACUUCCUGGAGAAGUUUUUUCAUCGCCUGUUGUUGAUAAUGACAUUGCGAUUAUUGGAUGCAGAGAUAAUAACGUUUACGUUCUGAAAUUUACGUAAGACGUUAUUGGUACGUGUUACAUAUUAUUUUAUAUAAACACGCUUCAAGAAAAAUUUACCUAUCGACACUGUUUCGGAAUAUACAGGAAUACAAAGCAAUGGAAAUUAA
Messenger RNA from Osmia bicornis bicornis, 3452 nucleotides. It is a transcript of the gene Aasdh, whose product is annotated as beta-alanine-activating enzyme. The transcript has 9 exons. NCBI's taxonomy places the organism in Eukaryota, Metazoa, Arthropoda, Insecta, Hymenoptera, Megachilidae. The coding region runs from base 227 to 3343 and encodes 1038 amino acids. The record is from RefSeq and is a predicted model, not a curated record. Gene Ontology annotation, biological process: amino acid activation for nonribosomal peptide biosynthetic process. Gene Ontology annotation, molecular function: protein binding.